CAACUUGCAACUCAAGCUAUUGGACAAUUGUGACUGAUUGGCCCCAUGGUACGGGUCGCGCUCCUCGGGUUUUAUUGCCUCACGCCUGAACUUGUAAGAACUUGUCAAGACGACGACGGCAUUCUACAAGUGAGCUAUAUUGUGUAGUCCAGUAGAAUUCAGUGACAUUUACAUGCUUGGCAGCGGCUUAACGGUAACAAACCCCAGGCCGUGAUAACAAAUUUGACAUCGCUAGGUUUAUUUUCCAGCGUUUCAUACAACACUCGUGCGUGCUUUCAUCAAGAUGGGGCGAUUGUUCGUGAUUCUUCUUGAACUCUGUAUGAUAGUCGUUACCUACGUGGACGGUACUCCUACCCUAUCGUCGUCUGGCGUGCCUCAACUGUGCCUCAAUGAGGGUAUUCUGGCUUACGAGGAUGCGCCGCCGAGCGGGUUCAGUGUGAACCUACGCGACAGCAUCGAGCAGUUGCAAGGUCUGAUAGACUCUGGCUGUUCUAACACCUUUGGUCGGUUCCUGUGCACGGCCCACCUCCCUCGACUGGAUCUGGUCCGCUAUGGGCUGCACGACAAGGAAGUCUACCUGCGGCCCUGCUCCGAAGUCUGCCGGGCCGUAUGGCGUGAUUGCCGGCUCACCGCCCGCCAGCUUCGCAUCGAACGCACACCGGAGUUUGACUGCAGCAAGAACUUUCAAUCAGAGAAGAAAGGCGCAUGCCUGUCCUACCUGCAUCCACCGAUGGACCAGCCUAUGAUCGUCAACGGCACCAGGCUCAACGCGACCAGCGUCUCCAUCCUCUAUACUCCGCCUAAGGAAGGCUCCAGAACGGAGGCAUUUCGCGUCACCUACAACGACACCGCAUCGUGGGGGGAAGCCUUUUUCACCACCCCCCGAAGCCGAUCGUACCACACGUUGAACAUCACUGACCUGAUGAGUGCAGAGGCCUUCAAAUUUGAAGUUGCCGCCUUGAACAACUUCGGGAAUGGUCCUGGAACGGUUUUAAGAGUACCGGCGUUUCAGGGUAUUCCCGACAUUGGAAGGACUUGUGAAGACAUCACUGUCCCGAUGUGCAAGUCGGGUUUAGACUACCAGCAGACCGCCAUGCCGAAUAGUCUAGGUCACCUAACCCAGGAUGACGCCGGUCUUGAGAUUCACCAGUUCUAUCCUUUGGUGAAAGUUAAUUGUUCCACGUACCUCCAGACGUUCCUGUGUGCCAUGUACCUUCCUAGAUGUUCCAGUGGUUCCGGAGGCACACAGCUGCCCUGUAGAGAUCUCUGCGUGCUGGCGAGGAACGGUUGCAAGGAGUUGAUGAACAAAUUUGGCUUUUCGUGGCCGCAAAGUAUGACGUGUGAGAAUUUCCCCAGCUACGAUGAAGGGAAUGACUGUUACUUAGGCGGUAUUCCCGACACUGGAACGGGUUGUGAAGAAAUCACUGUCCCGAUGUGCAAGUCGGAUUUAGACUACCAGCAGACCGCCAUGCCGAAUAGUCUAGGUCACCUAACCCAGGAUGAGGCUGUUCUUGAGAUUCACCAAUUCUGGCCUUUGGUGGAAAUUAAUUGCUCCGACUACCUCAAGACGUUCCUGUGUGCCAUUUACACUCCUAGAUGUACCAGUGGAUCCAGCCGCACAUUGAUGCCCUGUAGAGAUCUCUGCGUGCAGGUGAGGGAUGGUUGUGAACAGCUGAUGAUCACUUAUGGCUUUUCAUGGCCGGAAAGUCUGUGGUGUGAGAGUUUUCCUAGCUACGAUGAAGAGAAUGACUGUUACUUAGGCGGCGCACCUGUGCUUGAUGUGGGGACCAAUGAUCGAUGCGAAGACAUCAGUGUGUCCUGGUGCCGGUCUGCUUUGGGAUACAACCAGACUGCGAUGCCCAAUAGUCUCGGUCACCAGUUUGUGAUUGAUGCUGAGAUGCAGCUUGUGACAUUUACGCCAGUCGUUCAGAACGGGUGCUCGCCUCACUUCAGCAGCUUCAUCUGUUCCUUGUACCUGCCCAGUUGCUACUCAGCCCCGGUACUGCCUUGUCGUGAACUGUGUGAGGAGGCUAGGAAUGGCUGCGCAGAGGUGCUGCUUGAGUUUGGCUUCCAGUGGCCUGAGCAACUGGCGUGUGAAGAUCUGCCGAGCCAUAAUGAUGGAGCUACUUGUUACCUGGGAGAUUUUCAGCCAAUGCCAAUGAACAAGACCGAUUUUAGUCCACCUCAGCCGAAUCAGACGACGGGUACCAUGACAAACGCCACUCUUGCCGUCAAGCCACGCCGUUAUGACACUCACAACCUUGGUGUUCCUUCGCUGUUUCGCGGCUGGGUGGAUGUCCAGGGACAGGGCGCCGCCAACGACUACUGCAGGGUGGUAACCAACUCAACCGGCGGUUACUUUUUGUCCUGCUCUCUAGCCGGGAUGAAGGGCGCCCCCACUGACCUCAACUACAACAGCACAGGGCCCUGGUUCGAUGCCGGUCACAUGGACACGUGGUACAUGAUGGACGUGAACGAAGACGGCAGGGAUGACUACUGCAGGUGUGUUGGCUGCCUGCCGACUACCCACGUCUCAUGCCUGCUGGCCGGUGAGGGCGCUUUCACGGCACAAACGCUCGACUACGAUCCAGUGCCAGGAGGCUGUCACUACAAUACUGUCAACCCGUACUUUGGACGGUAGAGGGCGUUUGGGCAAGGCAGUACAGAACACCACCACGUGUUUGUCUGGUGAAUGCAACUUUUCAACUUGACGGUCGUCAUCAUUAUUAUCUAGCAUUUAUAUACACGACCUUCGUUUUUUUAGCUGCGGCUGAGCAGCUCUACAAGUAGUCAUGACCUCUCCGUUGGUUGGUUGGUUGCCUUUGGUAACAGACGUCGAAAAAUUUAAUGCCGUUUUUGGCCAUGAAUCACCUUGUCAGUACAAGGUCCUCACAACAUAAACAACACGUGCACUAGAGUCAAAACUAGAUGUUUGUACUAAAACACGACUGGGACUGGCACUAUGCUGCACACAAAUUUGAUGUUCCACAAUUAUGUACAAUGUACCAAUGAUAAAACGCUCCAUACAUCAAGUGACAUUCAACAAUUACAAAUCCUUCAUUUCAAGUCACAACUCACAACCACGUGAGACGUAAAGCAUUAUUGGAAUAGACUUGUACAUCAUGUACACGAUUUAUAGGCUGCAACAGGUUAAUACAGUUGGGCCGCAGCUUCCGAGAUCAUUUUGAGCUUAUUUUGUUCGUCAUUGUACACCUUUACGUGACGUGCCUCCCAAGUGCCGACAAUUUUAGGACACAUUUGUUUGCUUACCAAACAAUGUUUGCUGCAAUGAGUUGAUUUUGUGGCCUCAUAACAUGUAACCAGUAUAAGUGUAGGUUAAAUUUUAAGUAGAUUUGUUUCAAUGUUUGAAUCGUACAGAAAUGUUGAUUCUUUAGCUAAAGUCAUGGACUGUAUAUCCACGUAUGAAUUGAGAAUUUGCUGUUACUUUUCUCGAAGAUAAUGCGUCUCGGUCAUGUACUCGUAUUUUGUCGGUGAACUUAAGGCGAACUCCAUCGGCGCGGCUGUUAUAAGACUUGUACGUAAUCGGUCGGGUUGCGACAAAUCUAACGACUUGACGAUUAUGUUCUCGCACCGUUAUUCAUAUACAGUAUGCGUGCAGCGCAAUACAUAUGCAGUGCUUUUUGGCGGUGAGGUCGAAUCGCGCACCGCUAUGCAAAUGAGGACUCAUUCAUUCCGUUAUUGGGGAGUUCUUCUCAAUACGUCGGGGACAUGUUUGCAGAUCGGGCGACGUUUGAACGGCCAAAUCCCUCAACUUGGUCAAUUGUGUGUAGAAAUAAAAUGUAUCAUUGUGAUAUACUUGA
Molecule: messenger RNA, 3821 nt
Organism: Patiria miniata (bat star)
Lineage: Eukaryota; Metazoa; Echinodermata; Asteroidea; Valvatida; Asterinidae
Exons: 13
Coding region: 284-2641 (785 amino acids)
Biological process (GO): canonical Wnt signaling pathway; non-canonical Wnt signaling pathway
Cellular component (GO): plasma membrane
Molecular function (GO): Wnt-protein binding; Wnt receptor activity
Source: RefSeq, a predicted model, not a curated record